UGGAGAGUGACCAUCCGUCGUCCGGCGCUCACGGAGUUGGUGAGGAGUGCGGGUCGCUCGUGCCGGUGAGAUUCUCGCACCAGGAACUCUGCACGUGGAUAGAGAGCGUCUCGAGUGAGGUGGAAAACGUGCCGCUGCGCUGCGUCCGGAGGUGAUACUGCGCCGACAGCGCGGUCACGACCUGCCCACAGCGGAAAUCGGAGAGUGCUGCACCCAUCACGUCUGGUGCCAGAGGUCACACCGUCGGAGACCUACCACGGCACCAGUCAAUUCAAGCUGAAGACAUCUCUGUCUUGUGAAAGGCUCUGAAACAUUACAGCUGCAGUGACAGAAUUGAGUGAACGUUGACAGCGUGAAGAGGGCAAGUGGUACUGGUGAUUGGCCGCGCUUGUGGAGUACUGCAAUAAGGAUAUCCAGCUACAGUGAUUGAAUAAUAUUGCAACCGCGACCUCUGCAAGGUCUUAUCACAGACGGAAAACCGAAGGUGCGCCGGGAGCGCCGCGCCGCGCCGCGCCGGCCCGUGCCGACCGCUGCAGGACACCAUGCCCACCCUCUACUGAUCGGCCAGCGUCAUGGCCAAGAUCCUGAAGCAGCUGAGCGCUAUGCCGGGCCGGCUGUUUCCGGCCGAGCCGCCCGAGAAGCAGCGUCCGCCCGAGCUGUUCAUCGACGCCGACGCGCUGGACGUGUACGCGCUGCGCCGGUGUCAGUCGGACCUGUCGCCGCUCUACCUGACCCGCCUGUCGGUGUCAACGGACGACCUGCACGCGUCGACGCUGCCGCCGCCGCGCGGACUCAUCGACACACUGCAGGAGUUCAGGGUGAAGGGCCGAGGAGUGAUGAGACGCGUGCGCGGCGGUGCGGACAAAGAGCGCAGUGGAAAUGCGGUCUCGCGCAGUGAUAGCUUUAAGUUCCAGUCACCGGAGGAGCGAGGAGACAAUAACAUCGUGCCGCCCAGACGGAGAGGCAGGAAGAAGGGAGUCAGACCGCCCUCCAUGCCACAGCUGCUCGAGGACUACGCGGCGCCGGUCGACCUCGUCAACCGCGCCAAGUUCCGACAGGUCUCCCGCUCGGACGCCGCCAAGGUGGUGCAAGUAGACGACGACUACAGUGACGUGGUUGACUCGAAAGACUACGUGACUCCCGGCGAGGACGGCACACGGAAGAUCUACUGCACCAAUGCCGCCGACAGCGCUCUGGAUGCCGACGGGCGGCUGCUGGAUGAGUCCGACCUGCCCUACUGCCAGCCGUACGGGCAAACCAACGGCGUGACAGUUUCUCUGCCGACCUUCGACGAUGGAAGUUUAUAUGACGAGGUCAGCCCUCAGGGCACAUCGGUGGUGGUUCGCCGGCCGGACCCGCUCUACUCGGGACCGGAGCCCUCUCUGAGCCCCUCCGACCGACCGCUGUGCCGACGGUCUCCGCCGCGAGGCCCGGCCGACCCGCCGCCGCCGCCCCCGGCACCACGGGAGGUGGACGGAGAGGCCGACGGCCAGGAGGCGGACGACGCGCCCGUGUACGAGAACGUGCGCCAGUGGCCGGCGCCGCUGGCCAGCCCGCACCGGUACCGGCCCGGUGAGCUGGUGGUGGGAAAGAAGCGGCGCCACCGGCCGGCGUCCGAGCGCCGCGCAGCGUCCAGCCUCAGCCGCAGCUGCGAGGACCUGCGCGGCCGCGCUGCCGACGACGACGCCAUCUACGUGAACGCCGUCGACCCGAUCGUGCAGCUCGAGCGGCGCGCUGGCGGGGAGCCGCGCCGCGAUGAGACGGAGAUGAGCCGCCGUCUCUAUGAGACGGCGUUCGACAGCACGGCCCGGCCGCCGGCGCCCGACCCUGACGAGCUGGCGCGCCUGGCGGCCGCGCCGCGCCGCGAGCCGCCGCGGCCCGAGCUGCGGCCGCCGAGAGCUCGACCCGGACGCUGCUCCAACGGCGCCUCGCCGACAGACGCGUGGCCAGAGUCGCCGGCGGCACCGCGCGGCCCUGUGGACUCUCGCGAGGAGGCGCGGUCGGAGGUGCGCGCCGAUGUACACGCCGCGCCGCCGGCUGACUCGCCGCCGGCCAGGCCGGGCCGCGCGGCCAGGACUGAGUUUGUGGGUCUGUGGGGCUCCCCGGACCACUGUUUGUCAGAGAGUGGGCCGCGGCCGGCACCCGUACGGCCGGAGCGCGGCGUACUCCGCUCGGCGGGCCGGCCGCGCAGUCUGUGCUCGGACCAGGCCGGCACGCUCGGACACAGAUACGAGUGUCUGGAGGUGGGAGGUGGAACCAACGGCAGCGAGCGGCAGACGUCGCGACUGCUGUUCGCCGGAGACUCGGGGACUCGGCACAGCGGCAGCGGCAGUAGCACGCUGUCCAGCCUGGAGAGUCUGCGCAGCUCCAGCGGCGACAGCGACUCGACCGGGCGCGGCGACUCGCUCUCACGGUCACACCUGUCUGCCGACCUCUACCGGCGGCUGGCCACCGCCAAACUGCCUGUGCUGUCGCCCAUCUCGGACAAAUCUCAGGAGCUGGACAGUCCGGCGGCGCCCGGCGCGACGGCGGCGGCCGGAGCGGGGGCGGGGGCCGAGAGCCCACAGCAGCGGCCGACUGCCUGGGAGCCGCCGUCGCGACCCCGACUGCGCUGUGGCCUGCACGGCUCGGACAGCGGCAUCAGCGUGGACUCUCACGGCGGAGAGGCGGCCUCUCAACUGCCGUUCGACAUGCCCAAACUGCGCCGGAGGGCGGCCGCUAGCCUGUGCUCCCCGCAGAGCACGCUGGCACCGCCGCCGGCAGCGCCAUCUCUGGGCACGCUCAACGUGCCGGAGCCGGCCGCCGCUCGUCCCGCCCUCAGCCUGAGUCUGGACCGCGGCGAGACUGCCUCGUCCGCGGCAGACGCGGCGCCCCGCCGGCCGGCCAUGUCGCUCAGUCUGGGCUGCGCCUCCAACGCGGCCGGCGAGCGAAUCGAUCUGAGUGUACCGUUUCAGCAGCAGCGGUGGUAUCACGGGGCCAUAACGCGUGUGGAGGCGGAGAAGACGCUACGCUCGGAGCGCGAGGGCAGCUACCUGGUGCGGAUCUGCGAGUCCAGCCGCCAGGACUACUCGCUCUCUCUGAAGUCUGCCCGCGGCUUCAUGCACAUGAAGAUCCGCCAGGACCAGAGCAGCGGCAAGUACAUCCUGGGCCAGUUCAGCAAGCCGUUCGAGUCGAUACCGCAGAUGAUCCAGCACUACUCGCUGACCAAGCUUCCGAUCCGCGGCGCGGAGCACAUGUCUCUGCUCCACCCGGUGGCCGACGACCAGCUGCUGUAGCCGGCGCCGCUCCACCGAGCUCCACCGGUUCCGGUGGAGGCUGCCGGCCGCGCCGGCACUCCUUGUGAUACGGCCGCCGUCCGCUGGGUCGCGGGCCCGGUGCUCCUGAGAGGUCAGCCGGCCGCGACCGGGCCGGUCCGGUCCGGUCCGGCGGCGAUCGGCCCGCCUCUGUUCGCUGACGGUCAUAGUGUUAAUGUGGGACAGUCGUCAUGCUGCUGAUGUUGCUGUGACGUCGGCAGCUGUGCCGGCUGUGUCUGACCGGUCACCGGCGCCGCUGGGAUGUUUCCAGUGAGCCGGCGUCAUCCAUGAGAUCAUAUCGUACGUAAACUGGCAGGGCUGCGGUACGGGCGCUGAGGCGCCGCGGGUGACAGGGACGGCUGGUCCGCCGAGGUGUAUUUUUGUGUUCUGAGAGGUGCAUAUCAUGACCGGGAUGUGUGCUCUGUAACCCGUGGGCUGCCACAUAGACCACGUGUAGCUGUUUGUGACAAAUAGUGCCGAUUGUGCCAAAUAAAGUGUUGUGUAAAA
Amphibalanus amphitrite is the source of this 3800-nucleotide messenger RNA. RefSeq lists its product as uncharacterized. The transcript is spliced from 9 exons. The coding region runs from base 573 to 3275 and encodes 900 amino acids. The record is from RefSeq and is a predicted model, not a curated record. NCBI's taxonomy places the organism in Eukaryota, Metazoa, Arthropoda, Thecostraca, Balanomorpha, Balanidae. Gene Ontology annotation, molecular function: phosphotyrosine residue binding.